Toxotes jaculatrix (banded archerfish) is the source of this 1934-nucleotide messenger RNA. RefSeq names its product SPARC related modular calcium binding 2 (gene smoc2). The coding region runs from base 473 to 1801 and encodes 442 amino acids. Gene Ontology annotation, biological process: extracellular matrix organization. The transcript is spliced from 12 exons. Lineage: Eukaryota; Metazoa; Chordata; Actinopteri; Toxotidae. The record is from RefSeq and is a predicted model, not a curated record. Gene Ontology annotation, cellular component: basement membrane. Gene Ontology annotation, molecular function: calcium ion binding; protein binding; extracellular matrix binding.
UUUGCCUCAGCUACCAGCAGCAGACGGAGUCCCUCUAAAUCUGUACCUACCUACCUACCGGCUGGGGAACUGCCUGCAUCCGAUAAGAGAUCUAGUCCACGAAAUCAAGUGUGGAGGGAGGGGUUGUAGAGUAAAGAAGUCGAAUUGGAGAGAGAGAGAGUGAGAGAGGGAGAAGAGAGAGACACCGAGGGAGGGGAAAAGGUCAGGGACACGGGGGGGGUUAUCUCACUGCCAGAAAUAAGGAGAGUGUCUACACAAACGGUUUGGCAGACGAAACCAAGGAGACGAAGUGAAAUAAACCAGCAACCCCCGCUCCACCACUAACAUUUUUUCUUAAGGACCACUGUGGAUUUUUAAACACUAUCGACUUCUUCCAGAGACACUCUUCUUUUGCUUUGGUGAAGUUCAGGCAACACAGACUGAAUUUUGGACCGUGCGUAAUUUGGAGAGUUUAUUGCCACGCUGCGUCAGGAUGCGCGUCUGUCCGCUACUGGUCUUCCUCUGUGUGCUGUGCGCCGGGCGCGCUCAAAAGUUCUCCGCUCUCACGUUCCUGCGGGUGGACCAGGAUAAGGAGUGCAACAUGGAAUGCGCCGGAGCUCCUCGCAAACCCCUGUGCGCCUCCGACGGCAGGACCUUCACAUCUCGCUGCGAGUUCCUCCGAGCCAAGUGCCGCGACCCCCAGCUGGAGGUCAUCCGAGGGCCAUGCAAAGAUACAUCCAGAUGUGUAGCAGAGAAGAAGUAUACAGAGCAGCAGGCCAAGAAGGUCUUCCCACAGGUCUUUGUGCCUGUGUGCAACCCUGACGGCACAUAUAGCGAGGUUCAGUGCCACAGCUACACUGGAUACUGCUGGUGUGUCACACCCAAUGGCCGACCCAUCAGUGGCUCAGCAGUGGCCAAUAAAAAACCUCGAUGCCAAGGAUCAAAACAAGAAAGAGCUACCACAAGAGAGCCAGGUAAAGCAGUCUCCUUGCAAAUAUUCUCCAUUCUAAAUGCAGAUGAGACUGGCCUAGUGGUGGAUCCGCAGCCUACUGCAGACGAAGAAGACAUCAUUUCCCAGUACCCCACUCUGUGGACGGAGCAGGUUCGCAGCCGACAGAACAAUAGAACCCGAGCACCAUCCUCAUCAUGUGACCAGGAGCAGCAGUCUGCCCAGGAAGAGGCGAGGCAGCACAAGAACGAUGCUGUGUUCGUGCCAGACUGUGCCCAAGGAGGACUGUACAAGCCAGUCCAGUGCCACCCCUCUACCGGCUACUGCUGGUGUGUGCUGGUGGACACUGGACGGCCCAUACCUGGAACCUCCACCAGGUAUGAACAGCCAAAGUGUGACGGGAACGCCAGGGCCCAUCCAUCUAAACCUAAGGACCAUUUUAGAAGCAGACAUCUCCAAGGCUGUCCUGGGGCAAAGAAAACAGAGUUCCUGACGAGUGUUCUUGAUGCGCUGUCGACAGACAUGGUGCACGCCGUCACAGACCCAGCGUCCGCCGGAAGGAUGCCCGAACCUGACCCCAACCACACCCUAGAGGAGAGGGUGGUCCAUUGGUAUUUCAGUCAACUGGACAAGAACUCCAGUGGGGACAUCGGAAAGAAGGAGAUCAAGCCUUUCAAACGUUUCCUGCGCAAGAAAUCCAAGCCGAAGAAGUGCGUGAAGAAGUUUGUGGAGUACUGCGACAUCAGCAACGACAAGGCUCUUUCUCUGCAGGAGCUGAUGGGCUGCCUCGGCGUGACCAAAGAAGAGGGGGCCAAACCAGGAGACGGCUUAUCCUCCAGUAAACUAGUAAGUAAACUACUCCUCCCACACUGAUGGAUAAAAUGGCUGCAAGAGAACUUGGUGGCACAUCUGCAGACUGAACCGAAAUAUUGUUUUAGCUGUUAGUGUUGACUUAGUCAGGAAAAUGCAGUCAUUUAAAAAAAAAAAUAAAAUAAAAUAAAAAAAU